Molecule: messenger RNA, 2327 nt
Organism: Nyctereutes procyonoides (raccoon dog)
Lineage: Eukaryota; Metazoa; Chordata; Mammalia; Carnivora; Canidae
Gene: NUCB1
Product: nucleobindin 1
Exons: 13
Coding region: 118-1509 (463 amino acids)
Cellular component (GO): endoplasmic reticulum-Golgi intermediate compartment; extracellular exosome
Molecular function (GO): calcium ion binding
Source: RefSeq, a predicted model, not a curated record
UGGUUCUGGGGGGAAAGGGGUUGAGAUCCGGGAUCCCUGAGUCUGAGCGAAGAGUCUGGGUGCAGGGAGCCAGGAUUCCUGGGGUCUAAGGACCGAAGAGCUGGAGGUCACGCCGCCAUGCCUUCCUCUGGGCCCCGCGCAGCCCUGCUCCUCCUGCCACCGCUACUGCUGCUGCGCGCUGUGCUGGCGGUGCCCCUGGAGCGGGGGGCGCCCAAGCAGGAGAGCCCUGCGACCGAGAGCCCUGUGAGUGGCCCUGCCCUGCUCUCCAGCCAGGACACGGGUCUGUACUACCACCGGUACCUCCAGGAAGUCAUCAACGUGCUGGAGACAGAUGGGCAUUUCCGAGAGAAGCUGCAGGCUGCCAAUGCCGAGGACAUCAAGAGUGGAAAGCUGAGCCGGGAGCUGGACUUUGUCAGCCACCAUGUCCGCACCAAGCUGGAUGAGCUCAAGCGACAGGAGGUGUCUCGGCUGCGGAUGCUGCUCAAGGCCAAGAUGGAUGCGGAGCAGGAGCCUAAUGUACAGUUGGAUCACCUGAGCCUCCUGAAGCAGUUUGAACACCUGGACCCUCAGAAUCAGCACACCUUUGAGGCCCGGGACCUGGAGCUGCUGAUCCAGACGGCCACCCGGGACCUGGCGCAGUAUGACGCGGCCCAUCACGAAGAGUUCAAACGCUACGAGAUGCUCAAGGAACACGAGAGACGCCGUUAUCUGGAGUCACUGGGUGAGGAACAGCGCAAGGAGGCAGAGAGGAAGCUAGAAGAACAACAGCGCCGGCACCGAGAGCACCCCAAAGUCAAUGUACCUGGCAGCCAAGCCCAGUUGAAGGAGGUGUGGGAGGAGCUGGAUGGAUUGGACCCCAACAGGUUUAACCCUAAGACCUUCUUCAUACUGCAUGAUAUCAACAGUGAUGGUGUCCUGGAUGAACAGGAGCUAGAGGCCCUCUUCACCAAGGAGCUGGAGAAAGUGUAUGACCCAAAGAAUGAAGAAGAUGACAUGCGGGAGAUGGAGGAGGAGCGGCUUCGUAUGAGGGAGCACGUGAUGAAGAAUGUGGACACCAACCAGGACCGUCUUGUAACCCUGGAGGAGUUCCUCGCAUCCACCCAGAGGAAGGAGUUUGGGGACACCGGGGAGGGCUGGGAGACAGUGGAGAUGCACCCUGCCUACACGGAGGAGGAACUAAGGCGUUUUGAGGAGGAGCUGGCUGCCCGGGAGGCAGAGCUGAAUGCCAAGGCGCAGCGCCUCAGCCAGGAGACGGAGGCCCUAGGGCGCUCUCAGGGCCGCCUGGAGGCCCAGAAGAGAGAGUUGCAGCAGGCCGUUCUGCAAAUGGAACAAAGAAAACAGCAACAACAAAACCAGAACAGCCCAGCCCCUGGUCCAGAGGGACAGCUCCAGUUCCACCCAGACACAGAUGACGCCCCUGUUCCAGCCCCAGCUGGUGACCAGAAGGAUGCAGACACUUCAGAAAAGAAGGCUCCUGAGCUGCCCCAGUUGGAUACCCAACACCUGUGAUACUCCUGGGAUGCCCCCCCCCACACUCUGGGUUCCUACCGAGGCAGCUGAUGAUGGGAGGGGGAUGAGGAUCAACGUGAACCUCCCCUGGGGACCCUCCCCUGGGGACCGGCAAUUCGUGUGGCCACCUGGGGGAGGGGAGGGCCAGGUGGCACUUGACUCAUUGCUGCCCGAGCCCCGCACCUGACACCUCAGCUUCCACAGCCUCCCAGUCUGGUCCCUUCCUUCCGAUCCCCUCCAGGGGACUACCUUCUCAAGUCUAGUUGGGCCCUCACCGGGUCAUCUGAACUUAGGGAAGUCCUCUCCCUCCCGAGAAGGGUCUGCCUCCUGCCUGCCUUCCUACCUGGUUUGGCCUCAGCUGCCCAGGUGGUGGCCACUCUGGCAUCCCGCAUCCCCACAGCUGCUGGAAUCCUGCCUGCUGCCCAGCGUUGGUGGACUUAUGAGGCCUGUGUGGUCCCUCGAGAGCUUUCCUUGCCUUUUGCGGGACCACCGAUACCUCAAGGACGAUGUCUUCCCCGUGGCAGGGUGUGAGGGGCUGCAGAAUCGUCAGCAUAGCCGCUUAGCGCUGAUACUUGGAACCCAGAUUCUCCAUGACCCCUGGCUUCCAGCUGCCUCAGCCUCUGCCCCGAUGCCUGGCUCCUUGCCCCUUCCCCACACAUCCCCAGAAGGGUCCUGGAGCCAACCCUGCCCCAGGAUCAGGUUCCAGCCUCUCAGCCUCGGAAGGGGGGGGAGCACCCCCCAUUUCUGGCCUUUUCUCAUGUGGCUCCAAGUUCUGCUCUGUACUCCAGUUCCACCCAAAUACACUUUCUGGAACAAUC